UGUGAUUGGAGAUGGUCUAAUCUCUAAAUCCUGAUCGAAAGAAGAAGAUAACCCUAAUCGAAAGAGAAAGAUAGAGAGGAAUCAGGAGGGGUCGGACGAGUCGAUUGGGGAGGAGAUGAACGAGUCCUUAAAAGCGUUUAUGGCCGAGAAAACUACAGCGAUCGAAGCCAUAGGAGUCCUUUGUGAUGAGCGUUUCGUGGAAUUUUGGAUCAAAACUCUACUGAUAGGAGAAGGAAACCUUGAAGAUUGACGGCGAUUGAAAGAUGGAUGAGCGAGCAAGCAAGCAAGCAGUGGAGAUCGACGGCAGAGAUACGGCACCGCCUUUUCAUCUCAGUUCAUGACGUGAUGACGUGUCACGAUUUCAUAUGAUAGUCGCAAAGUUGGGCCCGUUCAAACCAAAAAUUUAAUUGGACCAAAUGAGGCCCAUUCUCAAAUAUAACAACCGAGGUUUACAUUGGGCCUUUAGAUCUCAUUUACGGUUACAGAAUCUGACGUAGAGCCGAAGGUUUUUUUUCAACCGUCAGGCGGGAGAGCGCGAGAGGAGGUUCGAUUCGAAUCCACCAUCAUGAGUCCAGCAAAUGCGACGGAGAUCGAAAUCGCAGGUGGAGAAGAGGGAGAUAAGUUCGAGGUGGGGAAGAUAUACGACGUCAAGCUGACGACUGGAAUCGAGUUCAAGGGGAUCGUCUUGGCGUAUGAUCCUGAUCCACACUUGGUCAUCUUCCAUAUCCUUUCCGAUGUUAAAAUCAUCACUGUAGUUUCUUUAUCUCUUCGACUUCGUCUUGUUGAGAACAUCGUUGGAGAUUCUUUUAGGUGGUUUUUGAUUUUCGCGCUUGAAAUUUUUGUUUGUUGCGGUGUCCUUGACGUGGAUUUUACAAGAGAGAACGAUUCCGGAAACUGGAGAUUCGAUGAAUACACGAAUGGUGAAUGAGAAUUUCAUAUCGACGCUUACGUAUAUAGGGAAGUGUAAGGAUCCGCUCGCUUCGAAAGAGCGUUGGAUUGAUCUCUCUGGACUCGAAGAGAAAGAGGCGAUCGCUAUUAGGGAAAUCGAGAGCAUUGGUGUUGGUGUUACCGCAGAGGCGCAGAAGGUCUUCAACGAUUUGUCUAAGACGAAAAUCGAGAGCAUUGGUGUUGGUGUUGCAGCCGAGGCGCCGAAGAGCUUUGACGCUUUCUCUAAGACGUACCCUAUCGAGCAAGAUUUGGUUGUGGAGAUUCUCCCCGUUCCAGUUAUGAGAGCACGAGAUAUCAUUGUAGCUGCCAACAUGGCCUUGAAGAAAAAGAUUUUUGCCCAAAAGAUUUCUCGUGCAACUAAUGGAGCUUACUUCCUCAUGGACGAGAAAAUGAGGAAGGUUGCAGUCUUCAAACCGGAAGAGGAAGAAGAUGGUUGUUCGAGGAAAGGAGAAAAGGCCAACAGAGAGGUGGCUGCAUAUUUGUUGGAUUUCCCCAAGGAUAGUGAAGAAGAUGGAUUCGGAGGUGUCCCUCCAACAACAAUGGUUCGUUGUAUGGACUUCAAAGGGGACAGAGAGAAAAGAUGGGCAAAAGGAUCAUUACAGCAAUUCAUUCCAAACAAGAAGUGGUAUGUUCAUGGUGAGAGGAGUGAUGCUAUUUUCAGUAUCCAAGAUUUCCAAAAGAUGACACUUCUGGAUAUCCGAUAUGGCAACACGGACAGAAACCAGGACAACAUACUUAACAAAGAAGGCAAGUUGAUUCCUAUUGACCAUGGAGAGUGCUUUCCCACAGAGUUUGAUCGUUACAGGCUUGAUUGGACUGUAUGGGAGAUGGCAGAGAUCCCGUACUUGACUGAGAUGGUCGAGUAUGUGAAGACUUUGGACGUGGACAAAGAUUUGGAGAUUUUGAGAACAAAUGGUAUAGAACUGGGAGGUAGAGCUGUGUUUGUCUUCAGAGUUCAACACAUGGUGUUGAAACUAGGUGUUUUAGGGGGUAAUGUCCCCAAAGACAUUGGACACCUGUUAACCCAUCCGCUUAGUGGCGGUACUUCAGAAAGUCUCGGUACACUCUUUCAUAAGUGCAUGACACGUAACCCCACUGACGUAACUCUAUUAAUGGACUCUUUACACGACAGUAUAAAAGGCGUUUUGCAGUGGGCUAGAGAGGAACGUGUACUACGCAGGGAAAUCAAGAGCAUUGGUGUUGGUGUUACCGCAGAGGCGCAGAAGAUCUUCAACGAUUUGUCUAAGACGCUUCCUGUACAGUGGGUAAACAAAGACAUUCUGGUAUCGGGAAAAGUGCGUAUCCGUAGCCCUUACCAUGAUGAUUGUGUCACUGGAGGAACUGCUACUGCCAGGAAUCAAAUAAAGGCUGUGCUGAAGAAGGUGAGACAGGAGUUGCAACUUGGCACUGGAGGCAAUUGAAGUAGGAUAAAGCCGCUACUUUCCAGAGAAAUACUUGGUACCUUGAGUUUACUUGGGUGUUGAAAAAGAACACAGAGAAUGUUAAAGUUUUCUUCUGUAUAGCAAAUUUGAAUAUCCAAAACAAUGCAUGUUUAGAGGCAUACCUACUCGCUACUGAAAGGUCAACGUUUACAUAUUAUUCUAACGAUCAAUUGACAGGAAACUUGUUUGAUUAGUUUUCAGUCACAUUAUGCAAUUUUCACAUUAUGCAAUUA
Messenger RNA from Brassica napus (rape), 2623 nucleotides. RefSeq names its product phosphatidylinositol 4-kinase gamma 3-like. The record is from RefSeq and is a predicted model, not a curated record. The transcript is spliced from 8 exons. Bases 906 to 2369 code for a protein of 487 amino acids. Lineage: Eukaryota; Viridiplantae; Streptophyta; Magnoliopsida; Brassicales; Brassicaceae.